AUGGCCUCAAAUGAGUCGCGGCUUCAGCAGCAGCCCUCUCAGAAGGACGCGGCCGACCAGAACUUUGACUACAUGUUCAAGCUGCUGAUCAUCGGCAACAGCAGUGUGGGAAAAACCUCGUUUCUGUUCCGCUACGCAGACGACUCCUUCAACUCUGCCUUCGUCAGCACCGUGGGCAUCGACUUCAAAGUCAAAACGGUCUUCCGCAAUGACAAGAGGAUCAAGUUGCAGAUUUGGGAUACAGCAGGGCAGGAGCGCUAUCGUACAAUCACUACAGCGUACUACAGGGGAGCCAUGGGCUUCCUGCUCAUGUAUGACAUCACUAACCAGGACUCGUUCAACGCUGUGCAGGACUGGUCGACGCAGAUCAAGACGUACUCGUGGGACAAUGCUCAGGUGACCCUGGUUGGGAACAAGUGUGACCUAGAGGACGACAGGCUCAUACCUACAGAGGACGGCCAGCGGCUGGCAGAGGAUCUGGGUUUUCAGUUCUUCGAGGCCAGCGCUAAGGACAACAUCAACGUCAAGCAGGUGUUCGAGCGUCUCGUCGACGUGAUCUGUGACAAGAUGAACGAGAGCAUGGAAGGAGACGACAAUCUGUCCACCCACCACAGGAACCAGGGCCUUAAAGACUCGUCGUCGGAGAGCCACGGGAGCUGUGCUUGCUAAACCUGUAGCCUUUUUACCAAGAAUCCAACACACACA
Molecule: messenger RNA, 705 nt
Organism: Nematolebias whitei (Rio pearlfish)
Lineage: Eukaryota; Metazoa; Chordata; Actinopteri; Cyprinodontiformes; Rivulidae
Gene: rab3db
Product: RAB3D, member RAS oncogene family, b
Exons: 4
Coding region: 1-669 (222 amino acids)
Biological process (GO): protein secretion; regulation of exocytosis; protein localization to plasma membrane
Cellular component (GO): endosome; plasma membrane; synaptic vesicle
Molecular function (GO): GTPase activity; GTP binding
Source: RefSeq, a predicted model, not a curated record